GGCAUCCUGCGGGCGCUGUACCGGGACAAGCCCGUGGUCUUCCUGGAGCGCUUCCGGCGGGCCCUGCGCGUCGAGCACCUGGGCUGCUUCGCCCACCUGGCCGCCCGCUACGAGGUGCGCUUCUACUGCGACGAGGUGCGCCGGGCCGGCCGGGCCAAGGCCGGCCGCACCCGGGUGCGCAACAAGAGAUACGCCGCCCUGCAGCAGCUCAUCAAAGGGGGCGAGUAUUUCAGCGACGAGCAGAUGCGGGCUCGGGAGCCCCUGCUGUACGAGCAGUACAUCGGGCAGUACCUGAGCGAGGAGGAGCUGCUGGCCCUGGGCAGCCAGGCGCAGGCCGGCCCCUGCUCCCUCUCCGGCGUCCUAAUGGACUCCUACCAGGAGCAGGUGCUCCAGCUGCGGCUGCACAUCCAACAGGAGCAGGAGCACGCCUGCAUGGAGGAGGAAGAGGAGGAGGACGACGACGAAGGCGAGGGGUCCAGCUCCGCCUCCGACUCCUGGGUCCCCGACACGGAGGAGAAGGCCUUCCUCCGCGAGGAGUUCACCAGCCGUAUGCAUCAGCGCUUCCUGGAUGGCAAGGACCGCGACUUUGAUUACAGUGAGGUGGACGAGAACCCGGAGUUCGACAACCUGGACAUCGUGACGCGGGACGAGGAGGAGCGCUACUUCGAUGGCGAGGAGUCCGAGGAGGCGGAGGAGAUGGAGGCGGAAUAGGGGGGACCUGCCCCCCAAACCCUGGCACCCCGAUGAGUGGGUCAGGACCCCAGACUCCUCGCUCCAUGCCCCAGGAGCCCUGGCCGAAUGGGGGCAUGUCCCUGUGAGGCUCCCCACAGGUGGUCCGGGCCUGUGGUCCAGCCCAGACAGGUACCUUUGGGUACCCCACUGCCUGCCCCCUUUGUCGCCAAGGCCGGGGCAGGAGCCCACCAUGGGCUGCGUUAGCCUCACGUCCCUGGUGCUCGUGGAGCUCGGGGGGCAGCCUAGAGAAGCGGCUGCGG
Messenger RNA from Pelodiscus sinensis (Chinese soft-shelled turtle), 992 nucleotides. NCBI's taxonomy places the organism in Eukaryota, Metazoa, Chordata, Testudines, Trionychidae. The record is from RefSeq and is a predicted model, not a curated record.